This is a messenger RNA of Triticum aestivum (bread wheat), 2460 nucleotides long. Its product is annotated as G-type lectin S-receptor-like serine/threonine-protein kinase LECRK2. The record is from RefSeq and is a predicted model, not a curated record. The coding region runs from base 1 to 2460 and encodes 819 amino acids. Gene Ontology annotation, biological process: protein phosphorylation. Gene Ontology annotation, molecular function: protein serine/threonine kinase activity; ATP binding. Lineage: Eukaryota; Viridiplantae; Streptophyta; Magnoliopsida; Poales; Poaceae. The transcript has a single exon.
AUGAAGCCAUUAAGCGCAUCACUAUCUUUUGUUCUCCACCUUGCUUCGUUCCUCGUGCUCUUGCUCCACCAGCCUCAUCUGCUUGCAGCGCAGAGGCUCACAACCGGAUCGACACUCAGCCCCCCUGGCUACAUCACCUCCCCGUCGGGGGGAUUUGCCUUCGGCUUCCGGGCCCUCGACUCUGACCCCAGCCAGUUCCUCCUUGCUGUCUGGUUCAACUUCAACCUCACCCAGGCGCCCGACCCUGCACAGGAGAAGGUGGUGUGGUAUGCCAAGAACCUGGGUUCAGGCUCCACCGUAAUGGCCACGAAGUUGUCUGUGUUCAGCAUUGGUCCACAGCUCUCCCUCACUGACAACACCGGUAGCAUAAUAUGGACAAACCCAUACCCUAGCCUACAAGCUGGCUCAAUUCUCGUGCUGCAAGACUCAGGCAACCUCCAGUUACUUGCCACCGGGGGAAUGCCCAUCACCUGGGAGAGCUUCCAGCACCCAACUGACACACUCCUCCCGGGUCAAUCCUUGGGCUCUGGAAAGGCUCUUCUGUCCAGGCGCUCCGACAUGGUCUUCUUCCCCGGCCGCUACAGCCUGCAGGUGCAAGGCGAUGGUAACAUCGUCUUGUACCUCACGAACCUCGCCACCGGCAACCUGGAUUCGCACAACGCAUAUUGGAGCACUAACACCUACCUGCCAGGCAACCAGGCCGGCAACAUGACUAUUUUCUUUGACUCAUCAGGCCAUCUGUACUAUCAGAGCAAUGACAGCACUGUGGUUGACCUGAUACCCCCGCAUCCAAAGUCUAGGUUUGGUUACCACCAGCACGCAUCACUCGAUCCGGAUGGCAUCUUCCGCAUGUACACCCGACCGAAGAAUGCCAUGGCAAGGAGCAACUUGUCGUGGGCAGUCACGGGACAGUUCCCAACCGAAGGUUGCAAGAUAAAAACCUCUCUGCAAGGUUUGUGUGGCCCCAACUCAUACUGUGUGUAUGGUCCUAACGACCGGCUCGAUUGUGAGUGCCCAAGCAGCUACUCCUAUGUCGAUUCUCAGCUCACGUACAUGGGCUGCACACAGGGGUUCAUGCCGCAGAGUUGUGACGGGAAGAACCGCUCUGCCGAGUUUGGGGUUGUCAAGCUCCCAAACACCACUUGGGGAAACUCGCCAUAUGAAGGAUAUUCGCACACCACAGAGGACCAGUGUGCAGACUCUUGCCUAAAGGACUGCCUCUGCGCCGCUGCUAUGUAUGAUGGCAGUUAUUGUGCCAAGAUGGUGUCAUUGGCAGGAUUUGGACGGCAAGGAGGAGACAUUGUCAUGAAGGCAUUGAUCAAGGUGCGGACGAGCAGCCCCUCAGUGCCGGCGCCACCGAGAAGGAUAUUGCCUUAUGUAUUACUCGGUUGCUCGGCGUUCCUAUUGCUAUCCACAAUAAGUAGUCUCAUGUUACAUUGGUACCUUAGGAAGAAGAAUGCCAACCAUGACUUUGUGAGGGCUUACACUGCAAAAGAGCUUUACAAAGCCACCAAUGGCUUUUGUAAGUUGCUAGGCAGAGGCGGCUUUGGCGAGGUCUACCAUGGGAAGUUUAAGUCACUACACUCCCCUGACAUAGCAGUGAAGAAGCUCAUCAGCUCCAAUGAUUACAGCGAGAGGGAGUUCACGAAUGAGGUACAGUCCAUCGGCCAGAUCCACCACAGGAACCUAGUCCGAAUGGUUGGUUACUGCAAAGAGCAGGAGCAACGGAUGUUGGUGUUCGAGUUCAUGCCAGGUGGUUCCCUCCGGAGCUUCCUUUUCCAGCCUCAGCGACCGAUGUGGAGUUGGCGUGCUGAGGCAGCACUUGGUAUUGCCAAGGGCCUAGAGUACUUACACGAAGGAUGCAAUUAUCCAAUCAUCCAUUGUGACAUCAAGCCUGACAAUAUAUUGUUAGAUGACAAGAAAAAUCCAAAGAUUACUGAUUUUGGGAUCGCAAAGCUUCUUAGUGACCAGCAGAUGCACACCACGGUGACUAACAUCAGGGGCACAAGGGGCUAUAUUGCCCCCGAGUGGUUCCAAAGUGAUAGGCGCAUUGACACCAAGGUUGAUGUUUACAGCUUCGGCGUUGUGCUACUAGAGAUGAUAUGCUGCCGGAAGUGCCAGGAGCCUGUGACCGGGCUGGAUGGUGACGAUUCAGUCACACUGUUUUGGUGGGCUGGUCAGUUGGUCUGUCAUGGAAAAAUUGAGGUUUUGUUGCAUAAUGAUGACAACAACAUUGAGGAUUUGGUCAAAGUGGAGAGGUUCAUGCGUGUUGCACUCUGGUGCAUUGAGCAGAAUCCUUCGCUCCGUCCGACAAUGCACCAGGUGGUGCAGAUGCUGGAGGGCGUGGUUGAGGUCGACACUCUACCUGCUCUUACAAGCUCCAACUGUUCAUCGCCAUUGACCUCUUCAGUCGACGGGAGCACUCUGUUGCCAGGUGGUGCUAAUCUUGAGAUAGAGUGA